Zingiber officinale is the source of this 3013-nucleotide messenger RNA. RefSeq lists its product as uncharacterized. Gene Ontology annotation, biological process: regulation of monopolar cell growth. Bases 120 to 2399 code for a protein of 759 amino acids. NCBI's taxonomy places the organism in Eukaryota, Viridiplantae, Streptophyta, Magnoliopsida, Zingiberales, Zingiberaceae. The transcript is spliced from 3 exons. The record is from RefSeq and is a predicted model, not a curated record.
ACGAAUAGCGAGGUCCUGUGCGUAGACGCGGUGGGAGAGGGAUUCGAGAUACGUCACCGGGUCACACACACCUUAGGGCGCCGUAGUUGCAGAGGGCGAGAGGAAGAGGACGGCGGUGGAUGGCGCCGACCGCUGGCCGAGGCCUCCUCGAGCACAAGCACUUCGAGAGGCAGAUGGGUUGCACGGGCGGUUUCCUCAACCUCUUCGACCGGCACCAGAUCCUUGCCCGGAAGCGCCUCCCUCCACCUCCAAUGGUCAUGGGUUCGUUCGCCUCUCCGUCGGAGAGAUCGGAUGCUUCCUCGGCCUCGAUGAAGGACAGCCUUCGAUCCGCGUCGCCGGAUUUUCACUCUCCGCCGUGGUCGCACCAUCUCCCGCACCACGAGGUCAAGGAUGAUAGUUCGAGGGCUCCUCUGAAGCCCCGCGAUGCUCGGCACCUCUCACGCGACGGCGAAAGCAAGAUCCGCGGGCGCGAGGCCUUGUCGGCAGCUAGUGUCGGUGAACAAUAUGAAGCCUCUGAGACGGCGGAGGAGAUCGAUCGGAAACGCCGUUCUCCUAGUGUCGUGGCGCGGUUAAUGGGGCUGGACGCACUACCUGUCUCUCCGGUCGAAGAGGGUGGCGGUGAGUCGGGCUGGACGGAGCUCCGUCGAUCCGGCUCAGAGUGUCGCGUUUCCAGAGAAGCAUCAUCCUACCGGUUCCUCGACGGAGAAAUGUUCCCUAAACGCUCGCCGUUGGAGACGGACCGUGUCUCCGUCGAUGAGUGGAUCAGAAUGGCAAAUCUCGGUGACAUUAGAUUUCCUGAGGCUAGGAAACCUAAAUUUCAGGCCAAGACAUCUCGCCUUCCACCUCUACAGACGAAGAGUUUCUUUGACGCGGACGAAUUCUUCCCCGAGCCGAAGAAGCGCGGAUAUCUCCCAAUUCAACUCGAGAAACAACAUUUGAUUCGUGGAAUGGAUGAGGCAUCGAAUUUGGAGAAGCUGAAGCAAAUACUGGAGGCACUUCAGCUCAAGGGACUCCUCCACUCGAAGCCAUCCGGUCACCAAAUCAAUGGCCGCCGCGAUCGCUACGCUAGAUUCUCCGAUUACUCACCGAUCGUCGUCAUUGAACCUGUUCCUUCACCGCACAUGCCACCAUCAACCGAACCCCGGCAGCAGGUAACUUUCAAAUCCAUCCCUGGUCGGAGGAACCACGUAGAAGAAGCAGUCAUUCCUUCACUCCGGCAAAAUCGAAGAGUGAAUCAGAAUCCUUCGUCCUGCAACGGGACGAAGGACCGCGCGCCGAGCUCUUCUGCCAAGCGGAGGGUCUCAAAUGUGGUUGAUUCUGCGAAGAGUCUGCCACCGCGGCCGCGAACCUCCACUUCGAUUCCACCUAAAAAACCUCCUCACCGAGUUGGAACUAUUCCAACUUCUGGUCGACCCCACUCGAAUCGCCGGCAAAAGCAAGAAGCUACAUCAAAGCCGAGAAUAAAUUCGCCGGAGGAAAAUGCGAACGCCACCGCAGCCACUACAACACUGGACGUCGAGAAGUCUUGGGCGGAGGAUUACCGGGCCGGGAGGCAACUGUUGGAGCGGUGCGACCAAUUGCUUAACAGCAUCGCGGCGUUCACUGCGGCGGAGCAGGUCGCCGUCGCGGUGGAUCCGGUUGCCAAUGCAGCAACGGAGCUCCAACCAAGUCCCGUCUCGGUCCUCGAGGUAACCUCGCCACCGCGCUCUCCGUUAACGAAGCGGUCCAUCGAUUUCGAAGGGGAGCAAUUACCUGAUCGCGAAGAGGAAGUGGUCGCGUCGAACGACGGAGACGACCGCCCGGCGAAGCAAGAGGAGCAGGAAGAGGGAGGACAGGGGGAUGAAGACGACGACGACGACGACUACGUGUACGUUGCGCAGGUCCUGCGCGCCUCGGACAACCACGGCGACGGCGGCACCGACGUGUAUGCUCUAUUGGAGAAGCGUCGCAGCGCCGUCGAGUCUGUACCCUUCCACCGCCGCCUCCUCUUUGACGCCGUGGCCGAGAUCUUAGACAAGAAAAGCUGCUCGUCGCAUCCGCCCUGGGAGUCCUUCGUGCGCCCAGGCUCCCUCUCCGCCGCCAGCCGGAAUGCGGCCGGCCCGAUGCUUCCGGAGGUGUGGUCGGAGCUGCGGCGGGCGCGUGAGCCAGUCUCCGCGGAUGACGUCAACGUCGUCACGUGCUUAGCUGCCCGCAGGGACCUCGAGCAGGACGACCGCGACACCUGGGCCCGGCCGGCCGCCGAGGUGGCCGAGGCCGCCAUACAAAUCGAGCGGCUGAUAUUCAAGGACCUCCUCGACGGUGCCAUACUCCACUUCACCGAUACGUGUCCGCCGCACGAUGCCAAACCCAGCAAAUCCAACGGUCGACGUGGUCCAAUCCCGAUCAAUAAACGGCAGUGAUGGGUCUGGUAGUUGGGCCAGUCUAAGCCCAAUUAGAGCCUGUGGAAGUCAAAAGCCAGCGGAGUGUCAUCUGAAUGAUAAGGACGGGGGGACAAAGCACAUGGAGAGUAGUGAGGCUUUGGCAGAUAGCAGGAGAGGAGGCUUGGGUUGGGGUGUGGGCAGUGAUGAUCAAAUACCUACUAGAAGAUCAUCUUAUCCGAACGGUCGCAUGAGAAUUGGAGGUAAAUCUGAUUCGGUUGAAUCAGAUUUUAGAUCGAUUCAAUCCAAUCCAAUCCAAUCUGAAAAUCCAUGACUCGAAGAGGUUAACCCACUGGUUCCACCAAGUGGAAAUUGCAGGUUUUCUAAUAAAUUAUCUCUUUUUGUUCUCACUUAGGAAGAAGACAGCGACCGUUCAGCUAUUUCCGACUCGGUGAGUGUAGUAGUUUUGCAAAAGUGUUGAUAGUUGCAAGUGUAAAGGUUGUUGUUGCUCCAAUUUCAGACUGGCGUUUGAUUGAGGUCAAAUUUGUUUUUUUAAAAAGAAUAUUUUUAAACGAUGGUUUAAAUACAUAUGAGAAGGUUAUUGUAUUGGGAUAAAAUGUUCAUUUUUUUCAUUAUAAUUUAUCUAUUUUUAUUUA